ACCUCCGCCCCUGGCAGUGGCCAGGGUCAGGUGCAGCUCGCUUUUCUCCCAAGUCCAGCAUUGUGUUGGACAUUUGGGGCAUUAAUUAGACUCAAAGGGCUAAGUCUAGAUUUGGCUACAGAGGAGGGUAAGGGCACUAUAUCACGCACACAGUUCAAGAAUCCCGAAAACAUGGUAAGUCUACAGCAGAGAUAUAGACGUAGGACUUGGAGACGCAGCUGAGCGACCUGAGGGAGGCGAGGACAGAAAAGCUGAGUUCCGCGGUGCCCUAUGGGAGCUGUAGUCCCUAGUAGUCUUCAGUCAUCUCUUCUCCACCGAUAGCGAACUGCAUCUCCCAGAUGUCCAUGCGGCGUUGAUGGGGGUGGGGGAAGCGCUCUGACGCGGUCCGGAGCCGCCGCGAGGGGGAGCGGAGCUGAAAAGCUGUGGCUGCCGGGGAGGAUCAGGAGCUGCCGGAGCAGCUACGGGGAGGCGGGUAACGGCCGCUGCCGUCUCCUUCGCUUUGGGUCUCUUUUCAUCACCCACUCCAGGCACGCCGAGCGCCACACGCAGUAUCCAUCCCCGUGGCCAUGGAGGAGCGUCAGGCCGGUGACCCCCAGCCGCGCGGGGUCCCGGAAUCGCCGAAACGAUGAAGGGUUGGGGGCGCUACAGCUACCGAAACGCUAGCCUGCCAGUCCUGCUCCUCUACGCCGUCUUCCCUCCUCGGCUGCUGAUCCUUCUUCCAUCCCCCUAGCUUCCAGCCUCUGUCCUUCCCCUCCCCCCCCUCCCUCCAGCCCCGCCUCGGCGUAGUCGCUGCCCCACCCCAUAGGGGGCGCUGUUGAGGGAGCUGUUGGUUUUCAUGCCAUCCUGUGGCUCCCUGUGGAGGAGUGGAAGCCCCUGAGAAAGGCAAAGAGACUCAGGGCUCGAACCCUUUCUUCUGCCGCCCCCUCCUCCACCCCGCCUCCAGCUGUGCGCGUUUCCUGGCCUCAUCCUUCUUACCUCCCUCUCCAAAAUGUGGCAGAGCGUGGGGCUGACCCUGCUGGUGAUCGUGGCCACGCUGCUCUGCGUCCUGCUCUUCAUGCUGUGCGGUUGGUAUGUCGUUUGGCAUCUGUUUUUGUCCAAAUUCAAGUUCCUCAGAGAGCUAAUAGGAGACACAGGAUCCCAACAGGGAGAUAAUGAGCCUUCAGAGUCUGAAGCUGAGCAGGAGUCUCCACCCACUCCACAGAGGAUCCGAACCAAAACCGUUUGGCAUCGGCGGCCACCUGUAGAAGAAAUCUCCACCUAACAUAGCAGCACCUCAGGGCAUUUAUCCUUAAGAAAUGAUAACAGGUGGUUGCUUGUGUGACUCAGUGGUUUUAGGAUUUAUUGAGAUUCUGACUAAAGAAUUUGUAUUCUUGGAUUUUAAAUGCAUAACUACUUUAGGCAUUUAGAAGAGGUUUGCAUGAAAGCCAUAUAGAAAUAAAGGGAAUAAAAACCAAACUAGACCAUUGCAAGUUUUUCCAUCUUAAAAAAGUAGCCAUGUGUACCUCUUCCUAGUUCUUUGAUUUAUUUCCUUCUGGUUUGACUAUGGUAAAUGUAAAAGAUAUAAAGUAGUUCAUGUACCUCUUUUUCCUUACAGCACAGAAAUGAUUAGUAUUAGUUCAACCCUUUAUUGUUGAUAAAUGAUUUUUCUUUUUAAAAAUAUAUUUGCUUCUAUGUGAUUUGUCCAGGAACCCAUAAUCCCCUGGAAGAUAUUUCUUAGAUUUCAGCGUUAAGAAAGAGUGAGGUUUUGUUACUUUUUUUAGAUGGGAAGUACUUCAUGCUAAAUUUAUUAGCUGUGGAGAUAGUAGUCCAUCUCUAAAAAAAAAAUACAGUUAGGUGGCCACAAAGAUUUUUUUGUUUUGAGAGAGAAAGGGAAUAGAGAAUGAUAGGGUUAAAACCUGAAUAAAUAUAAAAUGACCAUUGCUAGACUUCUAUAUUUGUCUUAGGAGAACUUCAGAGAUUGGAUUUGCCAGAGAUAAAAAGGUUUAUGAGUUAAUUAUCUUCACCAUUCAAUUUUCCUCAAUUGUUAUUUGCCUUGUUUAAGUACUAAUUACAUCUCCACCCCCAUAUGGUGUCUAUUUUUAAUAUUAUAUAUUUGUUAUCAAAUGUCUUUUUUUUGUUGUUCUUCUAGAACUAAUUAUUUUAAAUUUUUACAAAACUGGGUUAUACCCCACUAUAAUCUUUUCUAGUACUGUGUAAUCAUUUUUGGAAGUUCAUGUUCCAUGAUGGUGGUAUAUUUGUUUAAUGGUGCAGUUACUAUUUCCUAAAUUAUUCCUAUUGCACACAAGUUUUUGUCAGUGUAACUGAUUUAAACUCUGUAUUGUGGCUUUUCAGGAAUUAUGAAAGAAGAUUGAUCCAAAGACCAUACCCUCCCCCCCAACACCUCUCCCAUCAAUUUUGGGGGAAGUAUUUACAUUUAUGUUUUGGGACAAUCUGUCUUUUGCUUGCUUUUUUAAGAUAAUUCUUUAGUUGAUUUUUUUACUUUUUAGUUACCUGUGUCAAAGCAUUGUUUCUAAACAGGUAAACAUAAAUCAUUAAUCUUGAAUUUGUGGGGUGGCUUGUAUAAAGAACAAGAGAAACAAUAAAAAUGAUCAUUUAAAUAUUGGUUCUGAGAAAAAAAUUUAAAUUUUAAAUUUUAUAGUUAUAGUUUAACUAUAAAAUUUUAAUAACUAUAUUCUGUAUUAGAACCUAUGCUGACCAUACUUAGCUGAGAAACACUAAAUAGCUAGUCACCAUCCUUUCCUGCCAGUAUUAUUGUAGAAUGAAUGUCUAGACUCUUCCCUGAAAGGUGUAGAAGAAUGAUCAUUCCAAUGUAAUUGCUUCCACAACAGGUAUUUUUUGAGAGGGAAGAGAUUAAGGGUAGAAAGGAAGGGUACUAUGUUCUGACAUUUGUACUAUAUUAAUUAUAGUUUGUUUUUUCAGGGUUAUAGUUUUCAGGAAAUUUUGUACUUAACCUUUUUUUAUAUUGGAUUGGAAGGAAGGAACCCACAAAAGCACUGAUAUUCCAAUUUUUGCUUCACUCAUUAAGACAUAGAAUUUGGCCUUACUACCUUCCAAGGCUACUGUUCAACUUUUGGGCAACUGUGUUAUUAGGAGAUUUAUCCUUAGUUAAUAUCUAGUUCAUCAGUAUAAUUUUAUGGAAAGGGAAUCACUGAUAUUGGCAUUAUGUUUGAUUCCCACAUUUUUUUAGUUCACUUUGUGUAGUUUAAGUUUUUCUAGUUUUUCUUAUGAUAAACAACCCUUUUUAGGUAGGGCUAUCCAUUUUUAAAGGAAGUGCCACACUUUCUUAUUAUAUUUUUAGCAUUCAGAAACAUUUCUAGCCAUUUUCUUAAAUAGAAUAGAAAGAUGGCAAAUCCAUUAUGGAGUAUUAACUUCCACUUUCUAAUUCAGUUGGCAAUUCUUUAUUAUCUGAAUAAUGCAACUCCUUUACUGUAUUUUCUAGUCUUUUAAGAAGAUUAGUAAGAAUAGCUCAUAGUCUUUUUUGAGAUUCAAAAACUUUGGGGCUGUAAAAUAUGUAAAUCAUAAAACAUUUCUUCAUUAUUUGAAUUCUUGUAUGCUUAGCAUGAUGGUGACCUUGAACCAAACUUCACUUUUAUGAGAAAACAAAUGCUGAUUCUAGAACUAAAUAAUUAUUUUAAUCAAACAUACAGUACUAUGGAGAGUAAUUCUGUACUUCAGAACUAGAACUUUGUUGUCCAUCCUUGACACCAUUCCCAAAUAUUUCUCUUUCUUCUGCCUAAGAGAAUAUAUGUAGCUUUGUAGAUUAGGUAGUUAUUUGAAUGAAGAUUAGCCAAAUCAGUUGCAGUACUAUAACUAGAUGCCAAUAACACUAAUCCUUUGAAUAACACUGUUAAAUGAUGCUUUUGAUCUUUAUAGUAAGCUAAUGCUAGUGUUCUUAGAAUCUGAAAUCUUUCUAAUGAAAUUUGAUGAUGAAGAUAUAAAUGCAUUACAAGAAUAUGAGGGAGAACCAGCUCAGAGAUAUUUAGCAAGCGUCUUAUGACACUGAUCUGUAAUGAACUGCUAUAUAAGUUCACAAAAACAUGUCAAGGUUCCUGUCUUAGUAAAAGUGUCGAACUUCUUGAAGUCUUGAGUUCUGAAGAACAUACUGUGCUUUUUGAACAUUUUGACAUUUUUACCAAAAGACAUUUUGUAAAAUGUGAAACAUAGCUCAUCUUUUGAUUUUUAACAAAAGAAAAAUCUUAAAACACAAAUCAUUUAAAUCAAUGAUGUAAUCUUUAAAAAGUGGCAUUUGUCUUAAAAAUUAUGCCUUAGUGUCAUACCCCAUUUAGUGAAUGUAACUUUAGGUUUUUGUUUGCUAGACUUCAAAUAUUUCCUUACUUGAAGUUGUCUCUUAAUAAAGUGAACAGCAAUCACAAUACAUACCAUACAAAGCAGGUAUUGGAAUAGAUUUUUCCUGUGGAUUCUAGACAAAAUAUUGGGUCUGGGUAUUGACUGCUUUCAGUGAUUAGAUAAAUUAUGGUUUUGAACCUAGAAAGCAUAAGGAGUCUAUUUCUUUUUUAAAACUAUUAGUAGAGAGUUUUAAAAAAUCUGCUAACAGGCACUUGCUGACUUUUAUUUUAUGGUGAAUGUUUAACAUUUAUCCACAAAGCUUAAUUCUAUGCAGCUCAUUCACCAAAUACUGCUGCUGUGGCUACUUACAGUAAAUACUGUGUGAUGUGCUACAAAACAUCGUCACCUUGCUGCUUGAUGUUAGGUUUACAUUGAAUUAGACUCGUGUUAUUAUAGUACUUUUUUUGUACAAAGAUAUAUCUUUUGGAGAUAUUGAAGAAUGUGUAUAAGUGGUUAUUUUGCCUCUUCAGUGUUCAAAAAUGAUAACUGUUAGAUAUUGUACCUGAUGCUUUUGUGGUUUGUCUUUAUCAUCAUGUUUCAACUGUUUUAUUUUAAACUGACUUUACAUAAAAUAAAUAAAAAUGGAAAGCAACUAAA
Molecule: messenger RNA, 4944 nt
Organism: Monodelphis domestica (gray short-tailed opossum)
Lineage: Eukaryota; Metazoa; Chordata; Mammalia; Didelphimorphia; Didelphidae
Gene: SMIM13
Product: small integral membrane protein 13
Source: RefSeq, a predicted model, not a curated record